Juglans regia (Persian walnut) is the source of this 5015-nucleotide messenger RNA. Its product is annotated as putative ABC transporter C family member 15. Gene Ontology annotation, cellular component: plant-type vacuole; vacuolar membrane. Gene Ontology annotation, molecular function: ABC-type transporter activity; ATP binding; ATP hydrolysis activity. Gene Ontology annotation, biological process: transmembrane transport. The record is from RefSeq and is a predicted model, not a curated record. NCBI's taxonomy places the organism in Eukaryota, Viridiplantae, Streptophyta, Magnoliopsida, Fagales, Juglandaceae. The transcript is spliced from 11 exons. Bases 235 to 4779 code for a protein of 1514 amino acids.
UUUCAGAGUUGUUCUCUCUCUCUAUCACAGCUCCCACCCCUUACCAUGAAUGGCCAAACUAAUAGGAUCUCUCAAACUCUCUGAAACUUGCUCUCGAAGCUCUCUGUAUUAGUCCGAGAUCCUGAUUUCCUUCAGUAUACAUAUAAAUUCCAUCAGCAGCUACGUACGUACGUACAAGGAAGAGUACUGAAGCUCUAAGCUAUCUGCAGCCUGCAGGAGAGGCCGGAAUUAAGCAUGGUCUGGGAGGACAUGCUCGCUUUACCACAAGAGAAGAUUCGUCAAUUUCGGACAGCAUGGGUGCCGCAGCUGGAUUCACCCUGCUUGUGGGAGCAUGUCAGCAUAGCUUUCCAACUCGGGUUCUCUGCGAUUUUCUUACUACAUCUUGCACAAAAACUUCAAGGCCUAAUUUUCAAACGCGAAACAAAGGUUACGGAUAGAAGUAUUAAUGAAAAAUAUCCCAUCAGGAUAAAACUGAGCAUUGCCUAUAAGGCUGCUAUGAUUUGUUCCAGUUUGCUACUGGGGACUCAUUUCUUAAUGCUACUGGUGCUGCUCAGUGGUAGUGGAACUCGUUGCAACUCUAAGGCUUGGGUUUUUUCAUCAGAGAUUUCGCUAGCGCUGUCGUGUGUAAUCUCGCUGGUUGCUGUAUACAUAAUCCCAAAUAAAGGGAACAUUAAGUUCCCAUGGAUUCUAAGAGCAUGGUGGCUUUGCAGCUUCCUGUUGUCCAUCAUCUGCACAGCUCUUGAUACCCAUUUUAGAAUAAUAAACCAUGUCAAACUUGGAAUACGAGAUUUUGCAGACAUCCUUGGUGUGAUAGCAUCGACGUGUCUCUUGGGCAUUUCAAUCCGAGGAAAGACAGGCUUCGUCUUCAUUCCCACCGGUGGCAUUUCUGAGCCACUUCUCAAUGGAUCAAAACCUGAUUAUAUACUUUCGGAACACAGAAGGGAAUCUAUAUACGGGAAAGCCACUCUUAUCCAACUGGUUACCUUUUCUUGGCUCAAUCCACUCUUUGCAGUUGGGAUUAAGAAACCCCUCGAACAGGAUGAAAUCCCAGACGUUGAUAUCAGGGACUCUGCAGGGUUCCUCUCCUGCUCGUUCAACAAGAGUCUAGAGCAGGUUAAGGUGAGAGAUGGAACUACAAACCCAUCCAUCUACAAGGCAAUUUAUUUAUUUAUCAGGAAGAAAGCAGCAAUCAAUGCAUUCUUUGCAGUGGUAAGUGCUGGAGCAUCGUAUGUCGGUCCAUACCUGAUUGAUGACUUUGUGAACUUCUUAUCAGAGAAGAGCACCCAGAGUUUAAAGAGUGGCUACCUUCUUGCACUAGCAUUUUUAGGAGCAAAAAUGGUUGAGACAAUAGCACAGAGGCAAUGGAUUUUUGGGGCACGCCAACUCGGCCUUCGCCUUAGAGUUGCUCUGAUAUCUCGCAUUUAUAAAAAGGGCUUACACCUGUCAAGCCGAUCCCGCCAAAGCCAUACUAGUGGAGAGAUCAUCAACUAUAUGAGUGUAGAUAUCCAAAGAAUUACAGACUUCAUGUGGUACUUAAACAUAGUAUGGAUGCUGCCUAUACAAAUUUCUUUGGCAAUCUACAUUCUACAUACAAAUCUAGGCUUGGGUUCAUUGGGUGCCAUAGCUGCAACUUUUACAGUUAUGGCUUGCAAUAUACCACUUACAAGAGCUCAGAAGAGAUACCAGACUAGGAUCAUGGAAGCCAAAGACGGUAGGAUGAAAGCCACUUCAGAAGUUCUUCGAAACAUGAAGACUCUUAAACUCCAAGCAUGGGACGGUCAGUUCCUUCAAAUGUUAGAAGGAUUGAGGAAAAUAGAGUAUAAUUGGUUGUGGAAGUCACUGAGACUGUCAGCAUUGACAGCUUUUAUCUUUUGGGGAUCACCCACAUUUAUCUCUGUAAUAACUUUUGGAACAUGUAUUCUACUGGGGAUUGAACUCACAGCUGGGAAAAUCUUGGCUGCUUUGGCCACCUUCCGAAUGCUACAAGACCCAAUAUUCAGUUUGCCCGACUUGCUCAAUGUAGUUGCACAGGGAAAAGUCUCUGCGGACAGAAUUACUUCCUACCUCCAGGAAGAAGAAAUUCAAAAUGACGCCAUUGAGUAUGUUCCAAAAGACCAAACAGAGUUUAGCAUCCAGGUCGACAGUGGGAAAUUCAGCUGGGAUCCUGAGUCGAGCAACCCAACUCUUGAAGGAAUACAGUUAAAUGUGAAGAGGGGAAUGAAGGUGGCAAUAUGCGGAACUGUGGGAUCAGGGAAGUCUAGCCUGCUCUCAAGCAUUCUUGGAGAGAUACUAAAGCUGUCAGGGACAGUGAAGAUCAGUGGUACCAAGGCUUAUGUGCCUCAAUCUCCAUGGAUACUGACAGGAAACGUCAGGGAGAAUAUUCUCUUCGGAAAUCAAUAUGACAGUACUAGGUAUGACAGAACAGUUAAAGCAUGCGCUUUGGAAAAGGACUUUGAACUUUUCUCCUGUGGUGACCAAACAGAGAUCGGAGAAAGGGGGAUAAAUAUGAGUGGAGGACAGAAGCAAAGGAUACAGAUUGCUCGUGCAGUUUACCAGGAUGCUGAUAUAUAUCUACUUGAUGACCCUUUCAGUGCCGUUGAUGCUCAUACAGGCACCCAAAUCUUUGAGGAAUGCCUCAUGGGGAUUCUCAAAGAAAAGACUGUACUUUUUGUUACCCACCAAGUUGAGUUUCUUCCAGCAGCAGACCUUAUUCUGGUGAUGCAAAAUGGGAGAAUAGUACAAGCUGGACAUUUCGAAGAACUUUUAAAGCAACAAAUAGGGUUUGAAGUUUUAGUUGGUGCUCAUAGCGAAGCUUUAGAGUCAAUCCUUACAGUUGAGAAUUCAAGCAGAACAUCUCCAUGUCCAACAGCUGAUGAUGAAUCCAAUACAGAUUCAACUUCAAAUGGAGACCUUCUGCACACACAACAUGACUCAGAGCAUAAUCUCUCUCUAGAAAUAAGAGAAAAAGGAGGUAAAUUGGUGCAAGAUGAGGAAAGAGAGAAAGGAAGUAUUGGAAAAGAAGUUUACUGGUCUUACUUGACAACCGUGAAAAGUGGAGCCCUAGUUCCAUUCAUCCUUAUGGCACAGUCAUCAUUCCAAGUACUACAGAUAGCAAGUAAUUACUGGAUGGCAUGGGCUUCUCCCACCACAAGUGAGACUCAACCGAAACUGUCAAUGAACUUCAUAUUGCUUGUUUAUGUAAUACUUGCUGUGGGAAGUUCGCUUUGUGUGCUGGUGCGAGCAACGCUAGUAGCAUUAGCAGGACUUUGGACAUCACAAAAGCUUUUCAUGAAAAUGCUUAAUAGCGUACUCCGGGCACCAAUGGCAUUUUUUGAUUCAACCCCAUUUGGAAGAAUUUUGAACCGGGUAUCUACAGAUCAGAGUGUGCUGGACUUGGAAUUGGCAGGAAGAGUCGGUUGGUGUGCUUUCUCAAUAAUACAACUUAUAGGAACUAUUGCAGUGAUGUCGCAGGUGGCAUGGGAAGUAUUUGUCAUCUUCAUUCCAGUAACGGCAAUCUGCAUAUGGUACCAACAAUAUUACAUACCAACAGCAAGAGAACUGGCCCGCUUGGCAGGUAUUCAACGAGCACCAAUCCUCCACCACUUUGCUGAAUCACUAGCAGGAGCUGCAACAAUCCGUGCUUUUGAUCAAGAAAAUCGCUUCAUUGGUGGAAACCUUGGUCUUGUUGACAACCACUCAAGGCCGUGGUUUCACAGUGUGUCAUCAAUGGAAUGGCUUUCUUUCAGACUGAAUUUACUAUCUAACUUUGUGUUUGCCUUCUCAUUGGUUUUACUAGUCACACUCCCCGAAGGAAUUAUCAAUCCAAGCAUUGCAGGGUUGGCAGUAACAUACGGGAUCAAUUUGAAUGUUUUGCAAGCUUCAGUCAUAUGGAACAUAUGCAAUGCAGAAAACAAGAUGAUAUCUGUUGAAAGAAUCCUUCAGUACUCGAACAUAACAAGUGAAGCACCUCUCGUGAUUGAAGAGAGCAGGCCACCAAACAACUGGCCAGAGGUUGGAACAAUUUGCUUCAAAAAUUUGCAGAUUCGUUAUGCUGAACAUCUUCCAUCUGUCCUAAAAAACAUUAACUGCACAUUUCCUGGAAGGAAGAAAGUUGGUGUAGUAGGAAGGACAGGGAGUGGGAAAUCAACCCUCAUACAAGCAAUUUUCAGGAUUGUUGAACCCAGAGAGGGCAGCAUCAUUAUCGACAACGUGGACAUUUGCAAGAUAGGCCUUCAUGACUUAAGAUCAAGGCUUAGCAUCAUACCGCAGGACCCAGCAAUGUUUGAGGGAACAGUUAGAGCAAACCUAGAUCCUCUAAAGCAAUAUUCUGACUAUGAGAUAUGGGAGGCUCUAAACAAAUGUCAGCUAGGUCAUCUCGUGCGUGCUAAGGAAGAGAAGUUGGAUUCUACAGUGGUCGAAAACGGAGAAAAUUGGAGUGUGGGCCAAAGACAGUUAUUCUGUCUUGGAAGAGCCUUGCUGAAAAAGAGUAGCAUUCUGGUACUGGACGAAGCGACAGCCUCCGUUGAUUCUGCAACCGAUGGAGUGAUACAGAAGAUCAUUAGUAAAGAGUUCAAAGAUCGGACAGUUGUCACUAUAGCUCACAGAAUCCACACGGUUAUAGAUAGCGAUCUUGUUUUGGUUCUCAGCGAAGGAAGAAUUGCAGAAUUUGACACACCAGGAAAGCUCCUAAAACGGUCGGAAUCUUUCUUCUCUAAACUCAUACAGGAGUACUCCUCAAGAUCACAAAGUUUCACCAGCUUAGCAAACAUGCAUAAUUAGCUCCCCCGCUUCAAAGAAUAUCUAGGUAUCAAUCAAAUUCGGUGGAGGAACAGAGAUCAUACCUUCCGAGAAAAUGGUUGAUUGUUCUCACGACCGUGACUUGGGGGAGAGGAAUCGACUACCUUAGGUGCAGUAACUCGAUCCGCUGCGUUUGGCCGUUGAAAUGAGUUAGUUGAUCAGUUGAACUAUCUAUGAAUAGCAAUAAUAAAUUGAGUAGUAAAGAGUAUUAUAUGAAA